UUCUUUGUUUGGAAUUUGGAGCUUAUUUCUGAAAGUCCAGCAAAGAAUGUGGACAUGUUCUUUGUCUUUAACAAAAAACAUUGAGUUAAUCAGUUUACAGAUUGAAUUCCUCUGACCACUCCCCGUUCCUCUGAACUCUACGCUGCAUAUAAGGUUUAAAAGGGAGUGUACGUAUCAUAACACUACCUCACACUUUUGCUCUCUCUCUCUCUCUCACACACACACACACACACACACACAGACAAUCUUUCAUCUUAUGUUGCAUCUCACCAUGUGGAAUAACAGCUCUGAAAGUAAUGCCACCUCCAUGGCUGGGAGCACAGGGGUCAUUGAGCAGGCACUGGGGCUGACUUUAGCUGUCAUGUUAGGGCUGGUGAUUUUCUCCCUGGGUUGCUCGGUGGAGGUGAGUAAGAUCUGGUUCAACCUGAAGCGCCCGUGGGGUAUCUUGGUCGGGCUGGUGUGCCAGGUCGUGGUGAUGCCCCUCACCUCGUACCUGCUGGCUCUGGCAUUCUCCGUGUCACCAGUGCAGGCUGUCGCCAUCAUCGUCAUUGGGUCCUGUCCUGGAGGAACCAUCUCUAACAUCAUCACAUACUGGCUGGACGGCGACAUGGACCUUAGGUACGAUAUGUCAAAUACUUAUUACCUAAGAACUGCUGCUGUAAUCAUGAAGACUGUCCUGUACUCAUCCCAGAGCUCAAUACUUAGACUUUAG
This is a messenger RNA of Ictalurus furcatus (blue catfish), 712 nucleotides long. RefSeq names its product sodium-dependent organic anion transporter-like. The record is from RefSeq and is a predicted model, not a curated record. The coding region runs from base 257 to 712 and encodes 151 amino acids. Gene Ontology annotation, biological process: bile acid and bile salt transport. Lineage: Eukaryota; Metazoa; Chordata; Actinopteri; Siluriformes; Ictaluridae. The transcript has 2 exons. Gene Ontology annotation, cellular component: membrane. Gene Ontology annotation, molecular function: bile acid:sodium symporter activity.